UGGGCGGCCGCCUGGCGCGACCCCGCGGGGCGCGAUCCGCCCCCCUCGCUCGGGCCCCGGCCCCGCGCCGCGCGCUCUUCACUUCUUGGGGGCUUUUUAAAACAGCGCCACUGGGGUCUUCUCCAUGCGGCUCGGGCUAUGACAGCCUCCGUGCUCCUCCACCCCCGCUGGAUCGAGCCCACCGUCAUGUUUCUCUACGACAACGGCGGCGGCCUGGUGGCCGACGAGCUCAACAAGAACAUGGAAGGGGCGGCGGCGGCUGCAGCAGCGGCUGCAGCGGCGGCGGCGGCCGGGGCCGGGGGCGGGGGCUUCCCCCACCCGGCGGCCGCGGCGGCAGGGGGCAACUUCUCGGUGGCGGCGGCGGCCGCGGCUGCGGCGGCGGCCGCGGCCAACCAGUGCCGCAACCUGAUGGCGCACCCGGCGCCCUUGGCGCCAGGAGCCGCGUCCGCCUACAGCAGCGCCCCCGGGGAGGCGCCCCCGUCGGCUGCCGCCGCUGCUGCCGCGGCUGCCGCUGCAGCCGCCGCCGCCGCCGCCGCGUCGUCCUCGGGAGGGCCCGGCCCGGCGGGCCCGGCGGGCGCAGAGGCCGCCAAGCAAUGCAGCCCCUGCUCGGCAGCGGCGCAGAGCUCGUCGGGGCCCGCGGCGCUGCCCUAUGGCUACUUCGGCAGCGGCUACUACCCGUGCGCCCGCAUGGGCCCGCACCCCAACGCCAUCAAGUCGUGCGCGCAGCCCGCCUCGGCCGCCGCCGCCGCCGCCUUCGCGGACAAGUACAUGGAUACCGCCGGCCCAGCUGCCGAGGAGUUCAGCUCCCGCGCUAAGGAGUUCGCCUUCUACCACCAAGGCUACGCAGCCGGGCCUUACCACCACCAUCAGCCCAUGCCUGGCUACCUGGAUAUGCCAGUGGUGCCGGGCCUCGGGGGCCCCGGCGAGUCGCGCCACGAGCCCUUGGGUCUUCCCAUGGAAAGCUACCAGCCCUGGGCGCUGCCCAACGGCUGGAACGGCCAAAUGUACUGCCCCAAAGAGCAGGCGCAGCCUCCCCACCUCUGGAAGUCCACUCUGCCCGACGUGGUCUCCCAUCCCUCGGAUGCCAGCUCCUAUAGGAGGGGGAGAAAGAAGCGCGUGCCUUAUACCAAGGUGCAAUUAAAAGAACUUGAACGGGAAUACGCCACGAAUAAAUUCAUUACUAAGGACAAACGGAGGCGGAUAUCAGCCACGACGAAUCUCUCUGAGCGGCAGGUCACAAUCUGGUUCCAGAACAGGAGGGUUAAGGAGAAAAAAGUCAUCAACAAACUGAAAACCACUAGUUAAUGGAUUAAAAAUAGAGCAAGAAGGCAACUUGAAGAAACGCUUCAGAACUCGUUGCUUUGCCCAGAUAAUGAUAAUAAUGCUUAAUAAUAAUUGAAGAAUGGGAAAGAGAAAGAGACAGAGACUGGCAUUUUGCUCUCCCGAAGGAGAUCUCUUUCUCUUUAGUGGAAUCUACAACUGUUUUAAAACUUUAAGAAAGGUAAAGACUGCCAGUUCUUCCGCCAACCCCAUCAGCCCAGCCCGUUAAAUGUCAAACGUCAACCCCCAAAAUAUGCAAUUUCAGAUAAGUUACGCAGUUACUGAAAUCUUGUAAGUAUUUAAGUGAUCGUUAUAUUUUAGGACGCUGCGUUAGAUGGUAAUAAUCUGGAAGUUGGUUACAAACGCAAGAGGCCAUUGUAAACAUCUGCUUGUCCUUCUUAGGUCGCCAUUCCCUUUGCAUGUUAAGCGUCUGCUCAGGUAAAUCUUAGCGAAAUUCCUACCGUUGUUGUAUGUUCUGCAAAACAUUUUAUGUAUAGAUUUAGAGGGGAAACGAGAAGGCACUGAAAUAAUGAUCUUGGAAUAUUUGCUGUGAAGGGAGAAAGGGAGAGAAAACUCUUCUGAGGAUCAUUUGUCUUGGUAGUAUAGUAAAACCAACCAGCUGAACCUUUCAGGCUACAAGAGAACCCGGGUCGGUAAUGUCUUUUUAAGAAUUAUUUUUAAUUGCUUAUAACAAGCAUAUUUUGUGGCAUUUGAACUAUAUUUACUGCCCCAAUAUCCGUUAUUUUCCAAAGGAUUUUGUAUCUUUUUGAAAAUGUUUAAAUCAUCAGAUGAUCCACAGAAUUCACUUUAUGUGAGAUCUCCCGAGAGUUUCCAUCCCAACAUGAUGGGCUUUGGUUUGAAUACAAUUCGUUUUUUCAUUUGAAUUGGCAUUUCCCAAUAUUUGCUAAACAUUUGCUGGAGAAAUCAUUUUUCUUUUUUCUUUUUUAGAAAACUCAGAAUGAAAAUUCAUUCCCCUGAAAUAUUUAGAUGUCUACAUUCUAUAUUUUGAUCUAUUAAGAGAUUAGUAUUUUUCCAUGUUUAUUGUGUUAUCAGAGUGCAUUAGAAAGAUUAGUGAUUCAUCUUCACAGCACAUUUUUAAUCAAGCAGUUAUUUCAACCAGCACAUUCGUUUUGUUCAUAUUCACUAUAGAAUGAUAUCUUGUAAAUAAAGACAUUCAGCACACUGUGAAAACGUAUUUGUGCACCUGCUUUUUAAAUAUCUCUACUAAAAAUGAAAAAAAACCCUUAGACCUGUAGAUAGUGAUAUCGUAAUAUUAAUUCUGUUAAUAAAAUAGUCACUGCCAUUAAAAUCUGCAGAAAAUACUCUUUACUUUCCUAUGCUAAAUGUGCACUGCACAGAAAGAAAAGGAGCAGGUUUAUUUUAUAUAAACCAAGGACCAUUCUUUAUUAUUAUUCAGUACUUCUUUUGCUACCAAAUUUUUAAGAAAAGGGAGAAACCCCUCAUAACUAAAAUCCUAAAAAAUGAUAAGUGCUUCAAGGAGAUUAAAGAGUCAGGUAUUACAAAAGGGAGAGAAAAGAAAGGAGGAAGAGAUAGUAUGAAUUCCCAGGCUCCCUGUGGAAAAUGAAAACCAGUUGUUUUGUAGCAGCAAUGCGUAAGCUGUCGUAUUUUAAAAUCUGCUGUUGGGUCUGCAUGUGUCUGAGAGGGCAGGUUUUGAUAUUUGUUGAAAUGACAGGACUACGAAAGGCCUUAAACCUUGACCUUGACGAAAAAAAGACAAUUUGUGACCUUGACUUUUGACAGCUCAUGAAUUGGCCUUAGCUGGAUUAGUAGAUCAACGGCGCCACCUCGCGUUGACAAGCCUCCUUGUAAUUCUUCAACCAAGGGAAUCAAGAGCUCUUACCUCCUUGACUUUAGAGAUUCAGUACUCAAUUAUUUGGCUCCAGCUGGAGCAAAUUUGAAUAUAUGUAAAUUAUACAUGUCCCUGUAUAUAUGUAAAUAUAUAUAAUAUGUGUACACAUGUAUACAUUUGCAUAUUAGUGCUUGUGUGUGCUUGUAUAUAUAUUUGUAGAAUCUGUACAGAUAUCAUAUCAUUAAUUGCUAAUGACGCAAGAUAUUGUAAUUUAAGGUGAUUUCUAGAAUUGAGGUACAAAAUGUACUUUACAAGAUGAAGCCUUGUUCCUUUUCUCUAAUGGCCAAAUUUGAUUUGUCUUCACAGUGGCUUGCUCUGCAUCAGAUUUCUGCAGAUCUGCUUUAAAGCUGUACAUUUUUGUUACAGUCUAAGAUGUGUUCUUAAAUCACCAUUCUUUCCUGGUCCUCAUCCUCCAGGGUGGUCUCACACUGUAAUUAGAACUAUUGAGGAGUCUUUACAGCAAAUUAAGAUUCAGAUGCCUUGCUAAGUCUAGAGUUCUAGAGUUAUGUUUCAGAAAGUCUAAGAAACCCACCUCUUGAGAGACCAGUAAAGAGGACUUAAUAUUUCCUAUCUACAAAAUGACCACAGGAUUGGAUACAGAACGAGAGUUAUCCUGGAUAACUCAGAGCUGAGUACUGCUCCAGGGUGGUGUGCAAUCUUAUAUUGAUGCUUGUGAAUCUGCCAUUUGAUUUGUAGGAUAAAUAAAUAUGUUUAAUAUUAGCAACUUC
Gorilla gorilla gorilla (western lowland gorilla) is the source of this 3918-nucleotide messenger RNA. It is a transcript of the gene HOXA13, whose product is annotated as homeobox A13. Gene Ontology annotation, molecular function: DNA binding; DNA-binding transcription factor activity, RNA polymerase II-specific. The transcript has 2 exons. The record is from RefSeq and is a predicted model, not a curated record. Gene Ontology annotation, biological process: regulation of DNA-templated transcription. NCBI's taxonomy places the organism in Eukaryota, Metazoa, Chordata, Mammalia, Primates, Hominidae. Bases 139 to 1305 code for a protein of 388 amino acids.